This is a messenger RNA of Enhydra lutris kenyoni (northern sea otter), 1230 nucleotides long. RefSeq names its product aquaporin 1 (Colton blood group). The transcript has 4 exons. Gene Ontology annotation, biological process: hyperosmotic response; carbon dioxide transmembrane transport; renal water transport. Lineage: Eukaryota; Metazoa; Chordata; Mammalia; Carnivora; Mustelidae. Gene Ontology annotation, cellular component: membrane. The record is from RefSeq and is a predicted model, not a curated record. Gene Ontology annotation, molecular function: ammonium channel activity; water channel activity; glycerol transmembrane transporter activity. Bases 52 to 867 code for a protein of 271 amino acids.
CAGAGGGAGUCGAGCACCAGGCAGUGGUAUCCAGCCAAGCCCCCUGCCAGCAUGGCCAGCGAGUUCAAGAAGAAGCUCUUCUGGAGGGCAGUGGUGGCCGAGUUCCUGGCCAUGACCCUCUUCGUCUUCAUUAGCAUUGGUUCUGCUCUCGGCUUCAACUACCCGCUGAGGAACAACCAGACAGCAGGUGCGCCCCAGGAUAACGUGAAGGUGUCCCUGGCCUUUGGGCUGAGCAUCGCCACACUAGCCCAGAGUGUGGGCCACAUUAGUGGUGCCCACCUCAACCCGGCCGUCACGCUGGGGCUGCUGCUCAGCUGUCAGAUCAGCAUCCUCCGGGCCGUCAUGUACAUUGUCGCCCAGUGCGUGGGUGCCAUCGUGGCCACCGCCAUCCUCUCGGGCAUCACCUCCUCCCUGCCGGACAAUUCGCUCGGCCGAAAUGAGCUGGCCCCUGGCGUGAACUCUGGUCAGGGCUUGGGCAUCGAGAUCAUCGGCACCCUGCAGCUCGUGCUGUGUGUGCUCGCCACCACAGAUAGGAGGCGCCGGGACCUCGGGGGUUCGGGACCUCUUGCCAUUGGCCUCUCUGUGGCCCUGGGACACCUGCUGGCGAUCGACUACACAGGCUGUGGCAUCAACCCCGCCCGGUCCUUCGGCUCCUCUGUGAUCACACACAACUUCAAGGACCACUGGAUUUUCUGGGUGGGGCCGUUCAUCGGGGGAGCUCUGGCUGUGCUCAUCUACGACUUCAUCCUGGCCCCGCGCAGCAGCGACCUAACGGACCGCGUGAAGGUGUGGACCAGCGGCCAGGUGGAGGAGUACGACCUGGAUGGCGACGACAUCAACUCGAGGGUGGAGAUGAAGCCCAAAUAGAGAGGCCCCGGCCCGGGCACCCACGUGGGGGCGGGGCAGGGGAGGGCAGAGGGCGGGGAGGGGAAAAUCCUGUUGCAGACGUUCUGACAAGCUGGCCAACGUUGCUUCCCAAAGAUCCUCCAGAACUGCGUGGUCAAGCCUGGUUCGGGACUGUUUCUAUCAUUUUCUUUCUCUUUCUCUGUUUCCUGGCCUCUGGGCUUCCUGGGGACCAAGAUUUAUCAAUCACUCACUCCCUUGAAGUCAUGGAGGAGGUGAAAGAGAGGGACCCACCCUGCUAAGCUGUCCCCUCAGAGUGUGAGGGAAGGUGUGCCAGGAAGUCCGCCUCAUCCCAGAGGUGCUCCACGGCUCGCCUGCUACAGGUCU